AUGUUCUUAAUGUCAAAGAGACAAAACAUUGUCAAGUUUUUAGUAAAAUGUGUUAAAACGAAUUAUUAUUGUCCGCGUUUAUUUUUAUGCGUAUUUAUGUUAUUAAAUUUUGAGACUUAUGUUUUACAAAAAAGCAUUCGUAAGGAAAUGUUUGCAGAAUUUAUUGAUAUACUCGAUUUCAUAUUAAUAGAAAGCAAUAGCUUGUAUGAAAAACUCACAGACAACCUUAUAAUUAUACUAAGGAAAAAUUUUAGAAAACCCAGAUGCUGUGAUAAUUAUCUUGUUUAAAACCGUAUUACAAGUAAUUCAGUUAAAAUCUUGGUGUGUAAUAAUUUUAUAAUGGAAGAAGAGCCAGCAUUACCUUCAUCAGUCAUUCCCACUUUAUCUAAUACAAGCCAAAAAGAUAAUAAUAUUGAAGGAUCCCUAGAAGAAAAAAACACUGACCAUCCUGACGAGAAUAGUAAAGAGAAUCGUGUCAGCAUCAAGGAGCAACAUACUGAAGAAGAAUUAGCUGUAGACACAAAAGACGUAAACGGUGAUGAAGAAAAUGUUGAUUUCAAAUUAACAGGAGACAACGAAGAAGUUCUGGAAGCGACAGAGGCAGAAGGAAAAGGUGAAAAAGAUGAGGAGCAAAUUAAAGAAGAAAAUAAGCCAGAGGAAGAGCCAAUUGUGGAAGAAGAUGUAUUUAUUGAAGAACCUCCACCUGAUCCUGCAGCUCCUUUUGAUUUUAGCGACUCAAAAGAGGCUCUAAAGGAGCCCUUUGAACUGAGACCUGAUCAACUGGCCGAAGUCGAACAGCUUUGGGAUGUUUACCAAAAUUAUACUCCAGCAUAUACUGACAUUGACGGUUAUAUAACAGAAAAAGAAUUAGUUUACAUGUUAAAGAGCCUUCUUUUGAUGACAUACACUCCUGAACAGCUAGAAGAGUUGAUUGCUUAUUGUGUAAGACCAUCUCAUGCCGAGGGCCAUAUAACAUUUGAACAGUUUCUGAAAAUGGUGACAAUCAGACAAAGAGAUUUUGAAAUAGAAGAUGAAUUGCGUUCGUCAUUGCAAGUUUUCGAUCCCGGCAGAACGGGUACCAUUGAUAGGGAGUAUUUUAGAGAAGUGCUAGCGAAACAAGGCCAUAAAAUGCCUCAAAAGCAAUUGGAUAAUCUCAUAAAAGAGGUAGAUAUGUCUAACGACGGAACUAUUGGCAUAGAAGACGUUGUCGGUACCAUGUGUAUUGAUCUGAAUAAAGAAGACUUAAUGAUGCUUAGAGCAUCAGUUUAUCCGCCAGACGAACCUCCAGUGGAAGAAAACAUUUGAUUUCUGCCUACAAAAUAAUAACAAUGUAAAACUUAAUUAAAUUAUGAAUGCGCGUUUACACCGAUA
Messenger RNA from Bombyx mori (domestic silkworm), 1371 nucleotides. RefSeq lists its product as uncharacterized. The transcript has a single exon. Lineage: Eukaryota; Metazoa; Arthropoda; Insecta; Lepidoptera; Bombycidae. Gene Ontology annotation, cellular component: cytoplasm. Bases 340 to 1305 code for a protein of 321 amino acids. Gene Ontology annotation, molecular function: calcium ion binding. The record is from RefSeq and is a predicted model, not a curated record.